AUGCUCUCCUCUCUGCACCUCCGAUCRGGAGCAACGCGACGCUCCCAAAGCUUGCUUCUCACGCGACAAUCUUGCAUCAAUGCCACGAGAAAUAAUGUCCAGCGACAAUCGAUCCGCCACUUCACCAGACCGCAUCCUUCGAUCCGUCCAUCAAUCCCAUCAAUUCGACAUUCAAUCCCCUCCAUCCGAUUCGCCUCCACAAAACUCUCACCCCCUGCACAGCAUGGCUGCAUUGUUCGCUACACCUACAAGGCAUUGGCCUCGCUAGGCCUGUUCAUCCUGAUCAGUGGAGGAUUGGUGGUGGGGUUCUUCAUUUACGAUGCUUCCACCUACAGGGACGAACCGGAUAGUGCUGAGUUGUCCGUGUCGGAAAUGGCAUUGAACCCACGACGAGGAGGACCAAAGAAUCUGCCGAUUGUGGAAUAUCUAGUGGAUGACAACGAAGAUGAGCAAAUGGCUGAACAGAAGCAUAAGCCGAAAUUGGUGAUAUUGGGGACUGGAUGGGGCAGUGUGGCUUUGCUGAAGCAACUCAUUCCUGGGGAAUACCAUGUUACUGUUGUCUCUCCCUCAAAUCACUUCCUCUUCACGCCAAUGCUUCCUUCCGCAACUGUCGGGACGCUGGAACUGCGCAGUCUGGUGGAGCCGGUACGCAAGAUUGUCAAGCGGGUCAAGGGGCAUUUCUUGAAAUCCGCUGCCGUGGACAUUGAUUUUAGUGAAAAGCUGCUGGAAUUGGAGAGUGAAGGCCCGAAUGGAGAGAAGCAACGAUAUUAUCUCCCGUACGACAAAUUGGUCAUCGGGGUAGGAUCCACCACCAACCCACACGGCGUUCAAGGACUGGAGCACUGCCACUUCCUCAAGGACAUCAGUGACGCCCGCCGCAUCCGCAAUGCAGUCAUUGGCAAUCUCGAGACGGCGUGUCUCCCAACCACUCCGGAUGAGGAACGUCGUCGGCUGUUGUCUUUCGUCGUAUCUGGAGGCGGUCCUACAGGAGUGGAAUUCGCCGCCGAACUCUACGACAUGCUGAAUGAAGACCUCAACCGGUACUAUCCUCGUCUCCUCCGGAAUGAAAUCUCCGUUCACGUCAUCCAAUCCCGCGGUCACAUCCUCAACACCUACGAUGAAGCUCUCAGUAAAUACGCCGAAGAAAGACUUGCCCACGACAACGUCGACGUCCAAACCAAUGCCCGCGUCAAAGAAGUUCAAGCCGACAAGAUCAUCUUCACUCAGAAGACCCUCGAAGGCACCACCGUCACCAAAGAGCUUCCCAUGGGCUUCUGUUUGUGGUCGACCGGUGUCUCCCAAACCGACUUUUGCAAAACCAUCGCCAACAAGAUCCCCACUCAGACCAACGUACAUGCCCUUGAGACGGACACUCACCUUCGGCUGUCGGGCGCUCCUCUUGGAGAUGUUUAUGCUAUUGGUGACUGCAGCACAGUCCAAAACAAUGUCUCGGAACACAUCGUUUCCUAUCUUCGCACUCUUGCGUGGGAGCAAGGGAAGGAUCCUGAAACAAUGAAGAUCUCCUACCCACAAUGGUGUUCGGUUGCCAAACGCGUCAAGGCUCGUUUCCCUCAAGCUUCAGAUCACUUGAGACGGCUUGGGAAGCUCWUCGAAGAUUACGACAAAGAUAAGAGCGGACUGUUGGACUUUGGAGAACUCAAUGAGUUGUUGAAGCAGAUUGACAGUAAACUCACGAGUUUACCUGCUACUGCUCAAAGGGCGAAUCAGCAAGGAGAGUACCUGGGUAGGAAGCUGAACARGUUGGCUAGGGCAGAGGACGCGUUUCGAUUGAAUGAGAUGGUUGAUGGGGAUUUGGAUGAGGCAGCGUACAAAGCGUUCAGUUACCGGCAUAUGGGCAGCUUGGCAUAUAUCGGGAAUGCUGCAAUCUUCGAUUUUGGAGGAUGGAACUUUGGAGGCGGGCUGGUGGCUGUCUAUUUGUGGCGCAGCAUCUACUUCGCGCAGUCAGUGAGUCUGCGAACGAGAUGUCUGCUGGCUAUGGAUUGGUCUAAGAGGGCAUUGUUCGGUCGGGAUAUGAUGAACUACUAG
Ramularia collo-cygni is the source of this 2046-nucleotide messenger RNA. RefSeq names its product probable NADH dehydrogenase (ubiquinone), 64 kD subunit, mitochondrial. The transcript has a single exon. Lineage: Eukaryota; Fungi; Ascomycota; Dothideomycetes; Mycosphaerellales; Mycosphaerellaceae. Bases 1 to 2046 code for a protein of 681 amino acids. The record is from RefSeq and is a predicted model, not a curated record. Gene Ontology annotation, molecular function: calcium ion binding; NADH dehydrogenase activity.